Bactrocera dorsalis (oriental fruit fly) is the source of this 2033-nucleotide messenger RNA. Its product is annotated as zinc finger protein 225. NCBI's taxonomy places the organism in Eukaryota, Metazoa, Arthropoda, Insecta, Diptera, Tephritidae. Gene Ontology annotation, cellular component: nucleus. Bases 103 to 1482 code for a protein of 459 amino acids. The record is from RefSeq and is a predicted model, not a curated record. The transcript has 7 exons.
UUUAAUAUUUUAAAACAAUUUUUUUUAACAAAAACAAUAAAAAAAUUUAAUCAAAAACAAUUCCAAUAAUUUUUUUAAAUCAAAACAAUACAAAAAACAACAAUGGAAACGUGUGUUUUAAUACCAAAAGAGCUGUCGCUCGCCGCCACAACAAUAACGGCAAAUCACGAGGCCGAAAUCACAGUGUGGACAACAUCAUACAUCGAGCAGGGCACAAUUUUUUACCCCUUUCAAGGCACGAUACGUUUGGAUAAACUGGACGCAUUUCAAUAUCUCGAUGAAAAUGAUAUCCGGCAUCGUUUCGGCUUGUACGACGAGAUCUCCGAUGCAUUUCAUAAACCAGUGCGUAGCUGUAAUUGGAUACGCUUUCUGCGUGUCUCAAACGUAUGUGAUACAAAUGUAAAUAUGAUUUGUACAAAAGUGAAAGGUGAACCCAUAUAUGAGGCGAUAAAACCGAUAGCAGCGCAUCAGGAACUUGUUGUAUUCUACCUGCCCGAAAGACCCGAAGAAGUCUUAUUCAUGCGCAUGCGAAUAUCUAUGUAUCGUCAAACGAUGGAUUCCAUAAUGAAAGAUUCGCCAAUUGAUCUUUCCGCCUCCCUGCUGCACCGCAUCUCACUACCCGUCUCGCCGGUUUCGAGUAGUGAAGAUGAACACAAGUCAAUAUCGAGUGAUCUAUCCGGUUCGGUGAUAUCAUUAAAUGAGCCCGUAAGUGAUGUUAUAAACUCAACAAACUGUGAAAAAGUGAUCCGUGAUCAGCGAACGCCGCAACGCACACGAAUCGGCCGAAGUGAACGCUGUUUGCUGCCUUGUGAUGUUUGCGGGAAGGCAUUCGAUAGACCUAGUCUACUUAAGCGACACAUGCGAACGCAUACAGGUGAGAAACCACAUGUGUGCAUGGUUUGCGGGAAAGGCUUUAGCACGUCGAGCAGUUUAAAUACGCAUCGGCGAAUACAUUCGGGUGAAAAACCGCACGAAUGUCAGGUGUGUGGCAAGCGGUUUACGGCCAGCUCCAACUUGUACUACCAUCGAAUGACACAUAUAAAGGAAAAGCCGCAUAAGUGCAAUUUAUGCUCGAAAUCCUUUCCAACACCCGGCGAUUUGAAAUCACACAUGUAUGUGCAUAGUGGCUCGUGGCCAUUUAAGUGUAACAUUUGCUUCCGCGGUUUCUCGAAACAGACAAAUCUCAAAAAUCAUCUUUUCCUGCAUACAGGCAACAAGCCCCAUGGUUGUGAAUUGUGCAACAAGAAGUUCGCAUUAGCGUGCAAUUUACGAGCUCAUAUGAAAACACAUGAAGGUGAUCCACAAGAUGAAUGUGUUCGCUGCGGCAAGGUGUACGUUACACUAAUGCAGGGAGUCUGCACAAGGUGCUCCGAUUCGAACAAUUCAACUGACACUGACAACAAGACUGGUUUUCAAUCGGGGGGCGAUACAACCACAGAAGAUGAAACCUCAAAUGGCACAACGGAAUGUAGUGACAAGUAAAAAAUACAAAAAAUGCAAAAACAACAACAAAGCCAAUAAAAACAACAACAACAACAACAACAACAAAGAUCGACAACAACAACAAAAAUUGACGACAACAACAACUGAAACGUUGAACGUAUAAAAUCAUGAAAAUGAAGCAACAACAAAAGCAACAAAUAAAACCGAAAAACGAUAACGAUAACAACAUGCAUGUGGCGCAUACAAACAAACCAACAAAAUAAUGACUGCUGUAAAUAUAUAUAUAUAUAAACGCAUACAUACCAAUACAUACAUAUAAAUAUAAAUACUUAUACUAUGCACAUAUUAAGCUAUGCGGGGGGGGGUUGUUGGCAUAUAUUUAUACAAAGAAACAAAUAGACAUUCGAACAUAUCUACAUACUUAGUUAUAUGGCUAGUUAUAAGCUCCCCAGUGUACAUUAUACUCCACUUAACUAUAAGCUAGUCUUAAGGAUAUUUAUAUUUUUUAAGUGACAAUACAAAGCCAGUAUAGCACAAGCCAAUAAAAUAGAUACUGACAAUUGUUUUUUUGUCCAAGUACAAUAACUGAA